AAGAACAAGGCCUUGUGUCAAAAAAGAUGAAAAUGUCAAUGUCUUGACAAGGGACUCAAGGGAGCAACCAUUUUGAAUUUGGUGAAUUGAAGUUACCUAAUCAAUUUGGAAUUUCUUUGGACAAUUCAAUAUGUUUGCCGUUAACGCUAGCAGAAUUGCUUCGAGGGUACAGGUCCUCCAGCAAGCAAGAAACAUGUCUGCAUUGUCCGGACCACCGCAGGUGAAAAUAUCUACCGCCGAACGACUGGUUCACGCAGCAAUUUUAGUUACAGGAGUCUUAGCAACUCCAAUGUGGAUUUUAGCCCACAUCAGAGAAUACCGUGGUGUAUCUUAAGAUGGUUCCAAAACUAAUGUAGUUAUGUUGUUUUUUAAAUAAGUUAAGAUUAAAUAUAUGUAGAUACCGUAAAUUAUGUAUUAUUUCUUUAAGGUAUGGUGUAAACAAGAAAUAAAAGUUUAC
Messenger RNA from Phyllotreta striolata, 457 nucleotides. Lineage: Eukaryota; Metazoa; Arthropoda; Insecta; Coleoptera; Chrysomelidae. The record is from the annotation of a GenBank genome assembly.